Molecule: messenger RNA, 654 nt
Organism: Prunus persica (peach)
Lineage: Eukaryota; Viridiplantae; Streptophyta; Magnoliopsida; Rosales; Rosaceae
Exons: 1
Coding region: 1-654 (217 amino acids)
Source: RefSeq, a predicted model, not a curated record
AUGACCUCUGGAAAUGACACUCAUAAACAAUCUUCUACCCAAACCUCCACUUCUACCACCGCAACACCCAUAACCACCACCGCCACUCUUACCCAAACCAAUCUCGCCCAUUCUCAGUGGUACCAACAAGACCAACUCAUUGUUAGCUACAUCACCAGUACACUCUCUGAGUCCAUUCUCUCUCUCACCGUCGGCUACACCUCUGCCCUUGAUCUCUGGGAGUGUCUCCAACACCACUUCUUUCAAUCCAGUAUGGCCAGUGAAUCUGCUCUUCGUUUUCAACUCAUGGAUUUGCAAAAGGGCUCUCAACCUAUUGAUUCUUACCUUCGUCAUGCUAAGUCCCUUGCCGAUUCACUGGAUGUCAUCAAUGAACCUGUCUCCUCAAAAGAACUUAUCACUUCUGUGCUUCAGAGUUUAGGACAUGAUUACAAAAUGCUCGUCACGGCAAUUCUCAAUUUUCCUCCACUUCCUCAGUUUGCUGAUCUUCGUGCUUGUUUGUUAGCUUUUGAUGCACAGGCUCUUCGAAUCUCUCUUGAUCAAAACACAGUGCUAAUGGCCACCCAAUCCUCUCCUCACUCCGCCGGCCAUACUUCCUUCCCUUCUCACCGUGGUGGUGGCUCUUCCAGCAAUAGGCGUGGUGGCCGCAGCCGCUAG